GCAGAUGGUGGUAAUGGCGGGGAUUCCGCCUGCUCGUUCGCUCCUUCCAUCGUUACAGGAGGGGAGAGAGAUAAAAAAGAAACCGCCUUUCGUGGAGGAAGCAACGGUCGCUGCAGCAACUCACAUCCGGAGGCCGGAGAAGAAUCGCCGGGGAAUGAACGAGACGACCGUGCGAAAUGGGGAUUCUUGAACUCGUUCUUCUCGGCGGCGGCGACAAGAAGGAAGAGGAGGCGGAGAUGGAGGGCGACCUCGCCGCUUCUAGUCCCAUCCCCAACCUCUCCUCCGUCGCCAGUUUGGUCAUCCGUCGGUGCUCCAGGAUUCUUCUCCUGUCAGUGGAGCAGCUGCAGCAGUCUUUUGAAGAUGAGCUACCUGAUCAUUCGAAUCAACCAACGUCUUAUGCUAGGAACCUAGUGGAGUACUGUGCUCACAAGGCUCUUCGUGUGGAAACUCAGCGGCCAGAUCAUCUGGCUGAUAAGGGUUUUUCCCUAUUAACUUUUGACAUGAUGCUUGCAUGGGAAGCACCUGAUACGGAGACUGAAUUCCUACUCGAUGAAAAUGGUUUCUCUAACUGUCCAGAAGUUGAUAAUGACGACGAGGGGUCAUUAUUUUAUGCAAGUGUGACGAGAUUGGCUAGUCAGAUUGAUGGCAAGAAGACUGUUGGACUGGAAGCUUUUGCCCAAAUAGUUUCUGCUUGUGCUUUAGUAGCAGAUCCAAUCACUGUGCACAAUCUCUUUGAUGCACUUACUAGCUCUUCAGGUGGCCGACUCCACUUUCUUAUAUAUGACAAGUACCUCAAAAGACUCUACAAGGUUCUGAAAUCAAUGAAGCAUAUAUAUGGACGACCACAGAGUUUCAAUUUUAGCCUUGCUGAUGGAGAAAUUAUCUUAGAAGUUGAUGCUAAAUCUAUUCUGCAGCACACCAGAAUAUCCACAAGGCCUGGAAGGCUGACACUCACCAGCCAUGCCCUAUAUUUUGAAGCAUCAGGCAUUGGUACGUCCAAAUAUGACUUGUCCAAGGACUUGAAGCAGGUGGUAAAUUGUGAGUUAACUGGGCCAUGGGGUGCUCGCUUCUUUGAUAACGCCAUUAUAUGCAAGUCGGAUUCUGUAGUCGAGCCCAUUGUCUUUGAGUUUAGUGGUCAUUCCCACAGAGACUACUGGUUUGCAAUCAUUCAGGAAGUCCUGCGUGCCAAUAAAUUCAUAAGGAAGUACAAACUAAAAAGGUUUCAAAGAGCAGAAUCUCUUUCUAAGGCAGCUCUAGGUAUCUUUAGAUCUCGUGCUGUGAAAGAAGCUUUUCAUGGCAUGCCCUCACAUUUUAAGAGCAUACUUCCUUUUAACUUGGCUGAAAAGCUUCCAAAAGGUGACAAGAUUUUGGAAGCUCUAUAUAAUCACUUGGAGCUCAUGCGGAUCAGAUUUCAAAACCAUGAUGGCCUUGUCACUGCAUCUUAUGAAAAGCAAUUAACAGGUCCUUUAUCAGAUUCAUUAUAUACACUUACAAGAAUGGGCUUUUUGUUACUAAAGAAGGAAGAUAAUCCUGAAGAAAAUGGUGUUUUGGUUGGUAAUAUCCAUGUUGGUGAGACAAGUCCACUACAAUUGGCCAUUAGAGAAUCAGUUCGUUACUCUGGCAGAGUUGAAGAAGCACGUGCAACAUUAUAUCAGGUCAAAGUGGAGGAUAUAGAUACAAAUUUAGCUGCUAUUAAGGAUCUACUUUUUCCUUUAUUUGAAAUUGGCAAACUACUCCAUCUUUUAGCUGCAUGGGAAGAUCCUUUUAAAUCAAGAGUCUUUUUGUUUUUGAUUCUGUAUAUCCUUUACAGGGGUUGGGUCAGGUACAUCUUGCCAUGCUUUUUCUUAUCUGCUGCUGUUUACAUGUUCUGGCAUAAGCACCAUAGCGGUGGAAAACCAAUUCAAGUAUUCCAAGUUACACCUCCUCCUAAUCGGAACCCUGUUGAGCUGUUAUUGAUGUUACAAGAAGGUGUUUCUCAGCUUCAAACAAAUGUUCGGACAGGAACCAUUUCCCUUCUUAAGCUAAGAGCUCUUCUUUUAGCAGCAUUUCCAAAGACAACCCAGAAAGUUGCUAUUGCCAUGGUCAUUGUGGCAGUAGGAUUCACCCUGGUGCCUUUCGGCCACAUCCUCACUCUGGUGCUUCUGGAGUUAUACACAAGAAAGAUGCCAGUGAGGAGAGAGAGCAGUGAGAAGUUGGUGAGGAGGAUCAAGGAGUGGUGGAAUCGAGUUCCUGCUGCCCCUAUCCAAAUCGCAAGACCUGAAGAGCACAAUAGUUCAAGAUGAUGCCAUAAACCAUUACAAUUUUGGUGAUCACUUGCAAAUGCUUUCUUUGCCAUAGUACCUAAGUCUUGUCCAUUCUUUGGUCUUUGCACUUUUUCCGAAUGGCAAAUCCUACCUUCAAUAAAGAGCUAAGAGAAUGCUGCCGAUGCCAGUGCAUGAGGGCUUUAAAUAAUUAAAUCAAUGCUAACUUGGAUGAAUGGUACUGACACACCUUCUUUGAGUGCAGAAUUCUUGAAAUUAAGAGCUGUAUAUUAGAAUCGAUGCUGAUUCUAAUAUACCUAUAAGGUUAAG
Messenger RNA from Musa acuminata subsp. malaccensis (wild Malaysian banana), 2570 nucleotides. RefSeq lists its product as uncharacterized. NCBI's taxonomy places the organism in Eukaryota, Viridiplantae, Streptophyta, Magnoliopsida, Zingiberales, Musaceae. The record is from RefSeq and is a predicted model, not a curated record.